AUGAUCAACCGAAAAGAAGAACAAGGCCAAGAAGCCAUUUCCACUAUCCAAAGUGAAAAGUCCGACGCCAAAGUUGAUUGGAAAGAAUGCGACAUGGGAAACCUCGCUCAAAUCCGCGAAGUCUUUGGCGGUCUGCGUGAAUCCCUCGAUAGACUUGACUUUUUGGUCCUUUCAGCAGGUAUCAACACCAAUCAGUUUGGCUUGGAUUCGGACGGGAUUGAGCGACAUUUCGGUGUGAAUUUUUUGGGGCAUUUUUAUGUGUGCAACCAGCUUUGGCCACUGUUGCGAAAGACGGGAAAGAUGGAGAAUACACCGCCGCCGAGAGUUGUGUUUGAGGCUAGCGAGAUGCAUCGUCUCGCGCAGCUUUCGAACAUCCAGUUCAGAAGCAAGGAUGAAAUCAACGAUCCGAAUCUUGACUCCACGGCUCGGUACAACAGGACCAAGCUUGCGAUGAUCUUGUUUGCAAAGUAUGGAUUAGCUGGAAAGGUUAUCCAGGAGAACGGGGAUAGAAUCUACGCCCUUUCUGUUCAUCCGGGAGCUGUAAAUACCGCGAUGCAGCAGCAGUGGAAAGACGCCUACCCCGGCCUGACAGGAAAACUUCUAUCCUGGGCUAUGCUAGCCAUCGGACGUGACGUUGAGCAGGGAUCUUACAGUGCGCUCUGGGCGCUGACUUCACCCAAGAUCGAAGAAGAGGAUCUGAAUGGGUACUACUUCUCUGACCCUGAUCAGGAGGGUAAAGAAACAAGUCAGGCUUCGAAUCCCGAGUUGGCAACCAACUUGUGGAACUUAAGCUCGACUCUUAUUGAGGGGGUGUUGGGCAGCGACGCUUUGCUUGACUGGAAUGUGUCUACGGUCGCUGAUAAAGAUCUCAGAUAA
This is a messenger RNA of Fusarium fujikuroi IMI 58289, 876 nucleotides long. Its product is annotated as related to light induced alcohol dehydrogenase Bli-4. The record is from RefSeq and is a predicted model, not a curated record. The transcript has 2 exons. Bases 1 to 876 code for a protein of 291 amino acids. Lineage: Eukaryota; Fungi; Ascomycota; Sordariomycetes; Hypocreales; Nectriaceae.